AUUUCUAAAAUAGGUCCAUGAAUUAUUAGCCCAAACCCUCCUCUGUCUCUCUCUUCUUUUCUUCACUCAUGCGCAUCACAUAUUGAAACCGCUCACUGCUCUCUCUCUCGGACUCUCGCACAAACCUCUCAGUUGCACUGCUCUGUCUCUCUCGACCGCACACCAUCAACUCCCUAGACUCUCUCCCCCUAUAUCUCUUUCCAUACUACAGAACACCCACGCACCAACCAGAAACCCUCAUUCACGAAUUCCGGCGAGAUCCGCCAUUUAUCGUCGUGCUCCGCGGUUCUGCUGUUGCAACAGCAUGGCGGCGCCGCCGGCUCUGUUUCUCCCCACUGAUUUCGACACCUUGCAUGCUCUCCUUUCCGUUUUCUUCGGGCCACACAUCAAUUCAAGUUGUUUUUACUAAAAUUGGGGUGUGAAUUCAUUUUAUCUUCGAUUAAGAAGAGAAAAAAAAAAAAAAAAGUAGAUUCAAGAAAAGGCAUUUAUAGAAUAGCAAUCAUCAAUGGGGAAUGCAGUUGGUUCGAUUUUCUCUGGAGUUGGUCAAGUUGUUGGAAAUAUUUUCGGCCAUCCUCUUGAUUUCCUCUCUGGAAAAUCUUGCAACUCAGUAUGUGCUCCAACAUGGGAUUUCCUCUGUUACAUCGAAAACUUCUGCGUGGCACAGUUGUUGAAGUUUGUGAUGGUCGCAAUCUUAGUCUACUUUGUGCUGUUGUUCUUUUAUCUAUUGUUCAGCUUGGGAAUCUGUCAAUGCAUUUGCCGCACACUUUGUCACAUUAUAUGGGCCUUUUUCUCUAGCUACUUCUCAGCACUGCACUGCUGCUGCUCCUACUGCUAUCUCAAGCUUCAAUCUGUGAAGCGGAAUGGGAGGCAGAGGCGGAGGCGGAGGCGAGAUGUGGAAGCACCAAGCAGCAGUAGUGGUGGUGGUGGUGAGGAUGUGUAUGAAGUAGGAGAAGUGCCCACAUCCCGACCACCUAGGAGGAAUGUUGAGUGUAAGAAGAAGAGGUAUAAAGAGGAACAUUUGAGGAGAUCUUUGAGGCCUAAUUCUCAUCGAGCUGCCCUCGAGUUGUCUGGGAAUUCUCAUCAUUUGCAUAGGGUGAACACUUUCAAGAAUGUUGAUGAUCAUAUUCGAGUAACUAGGACUUCCAAAUUCUCUCAGAAGGGGGGAUCUAGACAUAGGGCUCGGGCUCGUCGUGGGAGGUGACACCGACUUUUUCAUUUUAUUUUUACACAUGUAUUAUUAUUUUGUAUUGGAAAAUAAAGAAAAUUGGUUAAGAUGAAA
Messenger RNA from Salvia miltiorrhiza (redroot sage), 1279 nucleotides. RefSeq lists its product as uncharacterized. The transcript is spliced from 4 exons. The record is from RefSeq and is a predicted model, not a curated record. Bases 506 to 1201 code for a protein of 231 amino acids. Lineage: Eukaryota; Viridiplantae; Streptophyta; Magnoliopsida; Lamiales; Lamiaceae.